Molecule: messenger RNA, 4616 nt
Organism: Trichechus manatus latirostris (Florida manatee)
Lineage: Eukaryota; Metazoa; Chordata; Mammalia; Sirenia; Trichechidae
Product: cell surface glycoprotein CD200 receptor 1
Exons: 2
Coding region: 2643-3206 (187 amino acids)
Biological process (GO): regulation of neuroinflammatory response
Cellular component (GO): external side of plasma membrane
Molecular function (GO): signaling receptor activity
Source: RefSeq, a predicted model, not a curated record
UAGGGUUUCCAAGGAGCUGCUGGUCGAUUCAAACUGCCAACCUUUUGGUUAGCAGCUGAGCUCUUAACCACUGUGCCACCAGGGUUCCUAAUCUACUUUAGGGGAGUGUUUUAAAAACUCUAGAGGCAGUGUGGUAUAGAAAAGGCAAGGGCACAGUACUCUCUCUUAACUGACUGUGGGACCUUUGGGUUUGAAUCUCUGCUGUGUCCAUUCAUAACCUCAAUUGCCUCAUCUCUAAAACAGGAAUAGCCAAACCUCCCUCCUAGAGUUUUGUUGAAGACUGACUCUAGAAAUGCUUGUCACAUAGUAGAUGCAUGAUAAAUAGGAGUUUCCUUCUCUUUCCUACCUUAUCUUUAGAAAACUCUAUCUACAUGUUUAUAAAUAAUUAUCAUUUUUACAUUCAAGCUAAUUCUAUUCUUUCUGUUUAUCACCUGCAUUACCACUAUUAAUUAUUAGUAUUCUUUGGUUAGCAUUUUUUUUUCAUUCUUGGUUGUCCACACCCAUCACAAACACACUUGACUAGUUUGGCAUAUUAUACAAACUCAUUUUCCCUCUAAAAGGACACAUCUAUAUCCAUUCCUAUGUAAUAGAAAAACAAUCAAUUUCAUUCAUUUAGACCAAUGAAGAAACUGGGCUAUAGUGAGAUUAAUGAACGUUUGCCUUAAGUAGCGAUUACAUAGUGAUUUGAUAUAAAGUUUUUUGAAUCCUGGCUAAGUACUCUGUGAUACAUGAAGAAAUAAAAAAAAAAAAUGUAGUAAAAAUUUUACAUAACUCUAAAUUGAGUCAGUUUAAGAAUUUUCACUCUGAAAUUAUAGAAUUCUCAAAUUUCUGAUUUCUGGCGUUAAAACAACUUUUUUUUUUUUAAAGUGAAUUGAUGGUGAAAGUCAUUUUUAAAUGUUCUUUCUUAAAAAUCUACUCAUUUAGAAAUAUUUACUGUUCCAUGACAUCCCAACAUUUAAGAACCAUUAAUCUAGAAGAACAUCACAAUCAAACACGUGUUCAACAAUCAUCAAGGACGUGCACAGCUUACGAGAGCAUGAUUACUUUCCAGUGGAGCUUUAUAUUUAGAAACUUCCCUGCCUGAGUCGAUUUGCUUCUUGUUUCGUUUCUCAUGUUUAAUGACAUAAAGAUACGUUGCAAAGUUUUGAUGUGGCAACUAUGAGUCCCAAUUUGCAAUCACCUUGAUUGGAGAACUGAUUUUGGAAAUUCUAGCAAAAAUUGAGAAGGGAAAUCAACACUGAUUAGCUACCAUCCCUAAUUCAAUUUAACUACACCUCUUGUAUCUCUCAUCUCAUCUCUUUGGGUCCUUUUCUUUCUGGUAUUUCUUCACUUUUAUUAUACAGAAAGUGUAGUGUUCUGUGUGAGAAAUUUCCUUAAAAAAAAAUAACCUUGUUCUUUUCAAUUGUCCGUGUUUAAACAGUCUUUUUCAUGCUUUGCUUCCAGGAAGCAUUUCUGGAUCUCCACCUCGUGUACACAGCAACAAAUCCACAUUCAAAAAUCCUAGAGCUCAGUGUCUUGCUGUUCCAAGUCUCCUCACACUUGGUAAUUUGCUUUCAGAUAAAGCAGUUGUCAUUGUAGCAGCUGGCAGUGAAAGAUAGGAAUGUUGGCCAUUCUACCUGGAAAGAUGCUUGAGUCUGUCCUCUCUUCUCCCUGUCCUAGUUCACUACCCUUUGCCUGGAGAGUAGCAACGAUCUUCUCACCUGUCUCCCUAUGUCCAGUCUAUGUCUCAGAGUCAUCUUGCAUGACGCAACCAAUUGUCUUUGUAAAAUAUCCCUCUGUUAAAACUACCCUCUUCUUCAAAAACCUCCAAUGGCUUCCUAUUUAUCCUGCCUACAGGAUAAGGUCCACAUUCCUUAGCAUCCUCCGCCCCCAUUAACCGACCCAUUUUUCCAAACUUUCUUCCUGCUGUGUUUUUCUCACCCAUCCUGCUUUAUAGCCUCACUGAAUUGCUCUUCUGGAGUCAGUCCCUACUUUAAUCUCUAUGUGCACUGGUACAAAACUAUUCCUCUUUCUGUUGCUCUAACUCAGAGACCCGGCUUCAAAGUCAUCAUCUGUCUGACUUCAGAGGACCAAAACUGGAGGGCAUUGCUGCUGCUUUAGAUGGAGUGAGAUUCAAGGUAAGGAGUAAGCCUGUUAAAUUAUAGAUUUUGAGUACACAGGAAGUGUUUGACUCUUUAAGGUGAAUGCUGUAAAUUAUAUUCUCCUGGCUGCUUCUCUUAAGGAAAAGAUGUUGAAGGGUCAGCUAUUUUCUCUUACUGCAGUAGAUGGAAUACUCUGAUGUAAGGCAUUUAGACAAAGUGGUGCUAUUUUGCCUUACUCUGAACUAUGUGUAAGUACUGUGUGUACUAUGUGUAAGUAACCAGAACAGUUAAUUUAUAAUGAUAAAAACAAGUGUUUUGUUUGUUUGUUUGUUUUUUAAUAAUGGUAGUAUUGGAAGUAAUUCCCCUUAUAUUUACAAGUAAAAGAAUGGAUACUGGUAUUUAUAUCACAUGGAUUUAUGUGAGGGUAUUAUUUAAUAUUUAUUUUUAUGAAUUACAAAUUCACUAAAUGUUUUAGGUAAAAAGAUGUCGCCAGUGGGCAACUUUGAAUAGUGUUCCCUGAAUUGGCUGAUCUGUGGAGGUUUUUAUCGAUACUUUCUCUCUAUGUCCAGAUACUUUGCUGUUUGUACCAAUGGGCACAAAACUGUACUGUUUUGUCCUCUUCUCCUGUUGACAACUGUGGUGCUAACAACAUGGGAAAUAGUCUUCAGAGACAAACCUUCCUGCAUCAAAGCCUACAGGAGUGAUGAAAAUGAGACCAUGGAAAGAAACUGCAUAGCUAAAAGAAUAACCUGGACCCCCAGACCUGAGCAGAAUCCUGCCCUUCAGAUCAAUCCAGUGGCCCGCACUCACGAUGGGUAUCGCAUGUGUACUCUUGCAAUGCCUGAUGGGAAUUUCCAGCAUCACUAUCACCUCUUUGUGUUGAUGUCUCCAGGGGUAACACUUCUCUCAGGGAAGAAUAGAACUGCUGUGUGCAAAGCAUUUGCAGGGAAGCCAGCUGCACAGAUUUCCUGGGCCCCAGAUGGAGAUUGCAUCACUGAGCAUGAACCCCAGGCUGACAGGGCAGUGACUGUUAAGAGCACAUGCUGCUGGACAGGCAACAAUGUGUCUAAUGUAACUUACUCUGUUGUUACAUUUGUCUGGGAUCAAAAGUCUCUCCAUAGGUAAGCAGGCUUGCAGUUACUGACCUGAUUUUCAAAACUUUUCCUAAACAUGAGUCAUGACGUAUUCAUUCACUCAGUUAUCUAUCUUCUCUGGAAAUUCUAGUAGAAUUAUACUGGACCUUCUCAGUAUGUUCUUCACUUAUUUUACUCCCUCUGUCAUACUUUGCUUUAUAGCUUAUCGUUGUUCUAUGGUUGACUUUCACAGCUCAGUCUUUCACUUUACUAUUUCUUUUUUCAGCUGUGUAUAAUCUGUUUUUUAAUCUAUCCAUUGAGAUUUAAUUUCAAUGCAUUAUAUUUUUUUCAUUUCCAAAAAGCUUAAGUUUUUUUUUUUUUCCUUAUGUUUUGUGUUUCUUCCUUUUUCACCAUUUUAACUAUACAUCAUUUGUGGUGGCUUUUACACUGUCCUAUUAUUUCUGGUUAUAGUGUUGACAAUUCUCCUGUGGGUUGAUGUAAUAGAACUAUGGAAUUAUAGAUGAGGCAGUAACCAUUAUAUGGUAAAUAGAGUUGGAGAGUAGUCCAGAGACUAUUUUAGAAAGUAAAUAAAAUUUGAACUAGAUUUGAAGGAUAGAUAGGAGUUUAAAAAGUUAACUAGGGUAACAAAAUGAAUAGAGAGCAUUCUAGAUAGAGGCAAUUGCCUAUACAAAGACAGAGAAGCAUGGAAUUUCUUGGUGGCUAGAGAAGAAAGCACAGUGUGGGGAGAAUAUGUGGUGACUAGAGCAGUACUCUUAGAGGCUUCAUGAGCUAGGCAGAUAACAUAGAUGAGUCUAGAUGAGGAACUGCUCUGAGUGGAGUGCAACACCCUCAUAAAGGGUGGCAGGGAGCAUAAGAGUAAUCUAACUUCUCAGCUCCAGCUGAUUAUUUCUAUUAGAAAAUGAGGGCUCAGCAUUACCUGCUUUUUAAAUUUCUCAAGAAAACUUGACAUUUGUAAUCUUAUGUAAAAUUUUCCUAUUUUAAAAAUAUUGUGUGAGCUCAAAACAAACAUAAGGAUCUGCAGGUCAGAUGUGGCCAAUGUUUGCAAUCUCUGGACUCAGUAUACAGCUUGAAAAUAAACUAAGGCCCCAUUGUAAAGAAAAUUGUAUGCUAUUUUAAGGAGUUGAGAUUUUAUCCAAUAGGCAAUAGGAAGCCAAUGAAGGAUCUCAGGUAAGGGAAUGUCAGAUCAUGGACUAGGAUUAAAACAAACUAAUGGCAGGGAAAUCAGUUUGGAGGAUAUUUUAAUAGUUUUGGAUAAAAACAAUAGGGCCGGACUUGCACAUGAGUAGUAGUAAUUUAAAAGAUUUAGAAGACAUUCUGGUUGUAAGAUAAAUAGGGUUUUUAUAUCAACUAGAUAUGGAGGGUUAAGUAGUAGUCAUGGAUGUCUGGGGUAUUUUAAUAUCAGUCAAUGUGGAUGAUGAUGUCAUUGAUUACAUAAGAACAU